Molecule: messenger RNA, 1923 nt
Organism: Baudoinia panamericana UAMH 10762
Lineage: Eukaryota; Fungi; Ascomycota; Dothideomycetes; Mycosphaerellales; Teratosphaeriaceae
Exons: 1
Biological process (GO): clathrin coat assembly; clathrin-dependent endocytosis; vesicle budding from membrane
Cellular component (GO): clathrin-coated pit; clathrin-coated vesicle
Molecular function (GO): SNARE binding; phosphatidylinositol-4,5-bisphosphate binding; 1-phosphatidylinositol binding
Source: RefSeq, a predicted model, not a curated record
AUGUCGUCCGGCUUCGAAAAGUCCGUCAAGGGCGGCACUAAAGUCAAACUCGCCCCUCCCAAGUCCAAGUAUGUCGAACACAUUCUCCUCGCCACUCAGUCCGGCGAAGCGGGUGUGGCUGAGGUGUUCCGCACCCUCAUCCACCGCCUGCGCGACUCCACGUGGACGGUAGCCUUCAAGUCGCUCAUCAUCGUGCACUUGAUGAUCAAGGAAGGCGCGCCGGAUGUCACGCUGCGAUAUCUGGCCGUGGCGCCGGAGAACAGACUGGCGGUCAACACAUUCACGGAUGUGCAGACGCAGGGGCAGAACAUCCGGCACUACUCCGACUAUCUGCUCGCGCGGGCGGAGGCAUAUGCGGCGGCCAAGUGCGACUUUGUGAGCGUGGGAGACGGAAGGAUGAAGAAGCUCACAGUGGACAAGGGCCUGUUGAGGGAGACGGAGAUUGUGCAGCGUCAGAUACGCGCGUUGGUCAGGUGUGACUUCUUGACCAACGAGACCGAGAAUGAGAUCUCACUCACAGCCUUCCGCCUCCUGACUCGUGACUUACUCGACUUGUACAACGUGGAGAAUGAGGCGGUGAUGAACGUGCUAGGCCGUUAUUUCGAGAUGUCCCGCCCAGAUGCCGAACGGGCGAUCGAGAUCUAUAAGGCAUUCUGCAAGCAGACGGAUGCGGUGGUGCAAUACCUUAGUGUCGCUCGACAGUACGAGCAUGCCACGCGAUUGGAGAUACCGAAGAUCAAGCAUGCGCCGACGAGUCUGGCCAACUCGCUGCAAGAUUACCUGAACGAUCCCAAUUUCGAAACGAACCGACGGCAGUACAUGGCAGAGCAGGAGGCGAAGCGGACUGGAAAGCCGAUACCGAAACCUACGCCAGCAGGGAGCCAAUCUAAUGGCACGGCGGCAGCAAAGAAGCCGUCAGCCUCCGCAACAGCGCCAGCAGCUGCGGCAGCUCCACCAACACAGACAAGAGGCCCCGCGCCAGACUUGAUAGAUUUCUUCGCAUCCAUUGAGCAAAACCAGCAGCCUAUGGCGCAAAGCGUACCGCAAUUUCAGCAACAACCGACCGGCUUUCCGAUGCAGAACCAAGCGGCCGGUUUUCCUAUGCAAGCCCAGCAGACGGGCUUUGUGCCGCAACAGCAGCCUCAGCCUCAGCCUCAACAACCCUAUGCCUUCCAGCAGCAGCCCCAUUCCACUGGCAUGAAUGGCUUCGUAAGCCAGGGUGCAUCGACGAAUCCUUUCGGGCAGCCACAGCAGCAACCACCACAGCAACAGCAACAGCAACCGCAGGGAUUGCAGACCCAGUUCACCGGUGCAGGUUUCGGCGGUUACGGACCACAACCACAGCAGCAGCAGCAAAGUUUCAUGACUGGAAACGCUUUCAGUCCCGUCCAGACGCAGUCACCCGUACAAGCGCAACCUCCUCCUCAACCCAUGCAACCGCAGAUGACAGGCACCACGAACCCUUUCCGACAUUCAGCUAUGCCGACCGGCACAACUUCGGCAAUGACGUUCGGACAACAGCCACUCCAGCGCUCAUCUACGAACCCGUUCGCGAGAUCGUCGCCGUCGCCAGCCACAACGGGUCACAGCAUGACUGGUCUCAGUCAAAUACCCGAACACGCGACGACCUACCCUCCUCCUCAUCAGCAGACACAACACCAGCAAGCGUCGUUCCAACCUAUCCAGCCUCAAGCUACUGGCACGAACCCCUUCGCUCGUAACACCUCGCCCCCACAGCAGCCACAAGGACCACAACUGCAGCCGCUGCAGAUGCAAGCAACAGGUAGUACGAACCCUUUCCGCCAAAGCGCCUUUGUGAAUCAGCAGACGGGACAAGGUUGGCAGAGUGCUCCCCAGGCUACCAUGGGUGGGUUAGAGCAUUUGGAGACCAUCCCGGUGUUUCCCCGGCCAGGGCAGGGACAG